Molecule: messenger RNA, 1224 nt
Organism: Triticum turgidum subsp. durum (durum wheat)
Lineage: Eukaryota; Viridiplantae; Streptophyta; Magnoliopsida; Poales; Poaceae
Source: the annotation of a GenBank genome assembly
AUGGGCAGCUUGGACACCAACCCAACGACCUUCUCCGCCUUCCCCAACGACAAGGCGGCAGCGUUCGAGCCGCUAAACCCGGAAGAUGUUCGUGCAUACCUCCACAAGGCCGUCGACUUCAUCUCCGACUACUACACCAAUGUCGAGUCCAUGCCCGUUCUUCCUAACGUGAAGCCGGGAUACCUGCAGGACGAGCUCAGCGCGUCCCCCACGAGCGAAGCAAUGCUCGUCACGCUAGUCGCCGCACGUGAUGCCGCGCUGCGUCGGAGCGGCUCCGUUGGCGUGGCCGACCUGCCACGCUUGACUGUGUAUGCUGCCGACCAGACCCACUCCACGUUCUUCAAGGCAUGUCGGCUUGCAGGCUUUGAUCCCGCCAACAUUCGCUCCAUCCCUACCGGGCCAGAAACCGACUACGGGCUUGACCCGGCCAACCUUCUCGAGAUCAUACAAGCUGACGCCGACGCCGGCCUCAUGCCAACAUAUGUCUGUGCCACAGUGGGCACAACGUCUUCCAACGCCGUCGACCCGGUGGGCGCCGUCGCCGAUGUUGCCGCCAUGUUUAAUGCCUGGGUCCAUGUCGACGCUGCCUACGCUGGCAGUGCGUGCAUCUGCCCGGAGUUCCGCCACCAUCUCGAUGGCGUCGAGCGCGUGGACUCCAUAAGCAUGAGCCCACACAAAUGGCUUCUCACAUGUCUCGAUUGCACCUGUCUCUACGUCCGUGAUGCUCACCGCCUCAGCGACUCGCUGGAGACCAACCCAGAGUACCUCAAGAACGAUGCUACAGAGUCAGGCGAGGUCACCGAUCUUAAGGACAUGCAAGUCGGCGUCGGUCGGCGCUUCCGUGGGCUCAAGCUCUGGAUGGUCAUGCGCACCUAUGGUACCGCAAAGCUCCAAGAGCAUAUCCGUAGCGACGUCGCCAUGGCCAAGAUGUUUGAAGAUUUUGUUCGUGCCGACGACAGGUUCGAGGUGGUCGUACCAAGGAACUUUGCUCUUGUGUGCUUCAGGAUCAAGGCGACUGGAGCCAUGACGGAGGAGGAUGCCGAUGAGGCUAACCGUGUGCUAAUGGAGAAUCUGAACAAGACCGGUAAGGCUUAUCUUGCACACACGGUGGUUGGUGAUAGGUUCGUGCUUCGGUUCGCCGUGGGGUCGUCCCUGCAGGAGGAGAGGCAUGUGAGGAGUGCCUGGGACCUCAUCAAGAAGACUACUAGCAGUAUCAUGGAUUAA